AUGGGUAUCUUGGGCUGGUUUAGGUUGGGUCGAAACGGGCUAAAAAGUCUACUGGGCUGGCUUAAUUUGGGCUCGCACUUCAGCUCACCGUCACACGAACUAGUCAGUUCAGUCACGAGCCGCGCAAGUUCCUUGGCGGCGGUGGCGGCGGCGGCGUACGCGUACGCCAAGCAGAGCACGGGGCCGUUCCGCCGGGGGCGUGGACCACCGACCACGUCGAGGGCGCCGUCAAGGCCGUCUUCGUUCCCGUCUACGACUGCGUCCCGCUCGACCUGCUCAAAUUCCUCGACCGGAAAGGAACUUUCGAAGGGUUUUGGCAUUGGUUUCAUGUUACUAUUGAAAUCAACUAAUACAGUAGCAAUUUGGGAUUUUUUUAAGAUGUCAAAAGCACUUGAGAAAGAUAAGGAAAUUGGUGAAGAGGAAGAGGAAGAGGAGUAUGUAUUGCUAGAGUUGGACAAUUGUCUUUAUUCAGACAUAUCGCCAGGUGCUCCGUUCGUACUCUCUGGUUUGGAUACAUUGACGCCUACCUUGAUAGUAGGUGACAGUCUGAAGAUGGUCUUGUACUGCUGUAGGUACUUUGUGCUUAGCUGCACUGGAUGCUACUUUGAAAUUCCCAAUUCGUUUAUUAGAGUUUCAGGGUCUAACCUGCUUACCAAGCGCGCUAGUCCUAAUGCUAAUGCCUUGUUUAAUGACAGAUCGGAGAAUAUGAAGAAACUAUUGGCACCUGCUAUCUAUUCUCUGAAAGUGAAGCUGAACCAAAACCUACAAGUGAACGAGAUGGCACCUUCUGAAGAAAACACAGACAAACCAGCUAGCAGCAGUAAGGAAGCACCCUCGAAGGAGGUGAACCAUCUCGCGAGCGUUCAAAAGAUCCUCAAAUUUCAGCCAAUCAAUGCGGAGCAUUCGCAGUAUCGAGCAUAUCAGCACAAGGACAAGGAACUCUAG
Messenger RNA from Miscanthus lutarioriparius, 945 nucleotides. The record is from the annotation of a GenBank genome assembly. Lineage: Eukaryota; Viridiplantae; Streptophyta; Magnoliopsida; Poales; Poaceae.